Rotaria sordida is the source of this 339-nucleotide messenger RNA. The record is from the annotation of a GenBank genome assembly. Lineage: Eukaryota; Metazoa; Rotifera; Eurotatoria; Philodinida; Philodinidae.
AUGUGCAACAUCAAUGUUGUAUCACUUAUUAUAUUCGUCUAUUUCAUUUUUCUUCAAUUAUCCAUUAUCAACUGUCGUCCUCAUACUCAAAAAAUACUUGUUCAUGGUCAUGAAUGGACAGUGCCAAAUGAACCUGGUUGGGAAGACGUUCUACAAGAAGCUGAACCAGUUCGUCAUAAAUUCUUAACCAAUUGUGCAUCAAGUCGAGAAUGUCGAUUGGCUGCUGAACUAUUGCGCAAAAUCUUUUUAAAACAUCCAGUUUCGGCAAAAUAUUAUGAUGAUUCAAUGGGAAACCAAUAUCCAUCUGGUGAUAUGAAUUCAAUCUUUAAAUGGGGAUGA